AUGAAGCUUAUUGAUGCUCUUUUGCGCCUCGGCGCAGCCUCUCUUUCACUAUCAUUUGUAUCGGCACAAACCAUCGCCCAAAUCAAUGGCAUCCGGUUCAUCUCUCCGUACCGCAACCAGAAUGUCUACAAUGUCACAGGGCUAGUCACUGCCGUCGGCCCAGAUGGGCUGUGGAUUCGCUCUACCACCCCAGAUGCGGACAUUCGGACCUCAGAGUCGGUCUAUGUUUUCGGCCGCAUCUCCACGAAUGCUACGUUGACUACAGGGGACAUCAUUGUGCUCGAUGGGAUUGUUUCUGAGUACCGGUCCAACUCAGCGUAUCUUUACAUGACGGAGAUUUCUCGACCUAGCAAUGUCAAGCUGCUAUCCCGAGGGAACAAGGUGGACCCGGUUGUUCUGGGGAACCAAUACACGAGCCCGCCUACGGAGCAGUUCACCUCACUCGACAACGGUGAUGUCUUUGGCGUACCCAACAAUGUCAGCCUGGUCUCUCUGGUCAAUCCUGUGCUUCAGCCAUGGUCCUAUGGCCUUGACUUCUGGGAGAGCCUGAUGGGUGAGCUGGUCACUGUCAAGUGCCCUACCGCCAUCAAUAAACCGAACUCGUACAAUGAGACCUGGGUUGCUGGGGAUUGGAGGAAGACUAGCGGAAAUAGCAGAGGAGGCUUGACUCUGACCCCCGGAGACGGGAACCCUGAAAGCAUUAUCGUUGGAGCUCCUCUUGAUGGUACCACCAACCCAGCCGACAUCAAGCUGGGAGAUAACCUUGAAGACAUCACUGGGGUUGUGUACCAAGAAUUUGGCGCUUACUACAUCCUCCCAUUAACAGCGCUCUCCGUCACCAACUCGAAGCGACCGGCAUUGCCAAACCCGCUCAACUGGAACUCGAAAGGGAGCUGCAAGAAGAUUACCGUGGGCCAGUAUAAUGUUGACAACUUUGCUUCCAACUCCACCACUCUGCCGGGCAUCGCUUAUGACAUUGCAUAUUACCUCAACUCUCCGGACCUGGUAUUCUUGCAAGAAAUUCAAGACAACAGUGGUCCCACUGAUGAUGGCGUCGUCAGCGCGAAUAUCACGUUGGAGACACUUAUAACGGCGAUUGAAGACGCUGGUGGAGUCUCCUACAAUUACGUCGAUAUAGACCCGAUCAACGAUGAGGACGGCGGCGAACCUGGUGGUAACAUCCGCGUCGCAUACCUUUACAAUCCGGCCGUCCUGCACCUCAAAAAUCCCAACCCAGGCUUUUCCCUUGAUGCCAACGAAGUGCUCCCAGGGCCAUCAUUGAAGUACAAUCCAGGCCGCAUUGACCCGACAAAUCCAGCUUGGCAGGACAGCCGCAAACCACUGGCCGCAGAGUGGGUGACCGUCAAAGACAAAUCUACGCUUUUCACUGUGGUUGUGCACUUCACGUCCAAGGAUGGCAGCUCCACGAUCGAGGGUGACCCACGCCCACCCGUCAACCUUGGUGUAGAUCAGCGCAAUGCCCAAGCAAACGUGACGGGGACAUUCGUCUCCCAGAUCCUCGCCGAGGAUCCCCACGCCGCGGUCAUCGUUGCGGGAGACUUCAACGAAUACACAUUCGUGGAGCCCCUGGAGACAUUCGCCGCGGUCUCGGGGCUCUUGAAUAUGGACGACGUGGCGGGCAUCGCGCCCACCGAGCGGUACACUUAUCUGUUCGACAACAGCUGUGAAGAGCUGGACCACAUGUUCGUGAGCCCCAAGCUCGCAGGCAGUCCGGGAGCCAGGCCCGAUAUCCAGCAUGUGCAUGUGAACACCUGGGUGACGUACGCCGAUCAGAAGUCGGAUCACGAUCCCAGUGUCGCGAUGUUGAAUAUUUGCUAG
Fonsecaea erecta is the source of this 1839-nucleotide messenger RNA. RefSeq lists its product as hypothetical. The record is from RefSeq and is a predicted model, not a curated record. Gene Ontology annotation, molecular function: catalytic activity. NCBI's taxonomy places the organism in Eukaryota, Fungi, Ascomycota, Eurotiomycetes, Chaetothyriales, Herpotrichiellaceae. Bases 1 to 1839 code for a protein of 612 amino acids. The transcript has a single exon.